UAGACUCGAUUUAUCUUUCAAGCCAUCGAUUGCCCCAUGUUUCGUUAACCCCCUCGAACCCCUUUGGAGCCAGUACCACCAUUUCACGAUACAUAAUCAAGCUGAGCCCUUCUCAGUUCUCUUGGGAUCUGCCGUCAUUACUUUCAACUCAAUAAUUAACUUCUCUUGAGCACAAUAACGACUUUAAUAUCAGCUGUCAUUUUGAUAACCUCCCUCGAUACAUCUCAACUUUCCAUAUCAUAUUACUUAUUUGGUACACUUCAAGAUGAUGCACCCACUCUUCGGUGUGCAGCCAGCAGGCUCUUUGCCCAUCGCAUAUCCUUACGACACAAUGCUAGACGAUCACACACAACAAAUGGCAUGCUCGCAGGCUUCAAGAAGGUUUUCACGAGGGUCCAGUGGACAACGAUCUGGAGGUGCUAUGAGAGUGGUCAAGCCUUCAAGCGCCAACAACAGCCCUCGUUCGUCUGGUUUCAUGGCUCGCCGCAAGACUCUGAUGAAUGACGGCAACUCGCAACGUCGACAACAGCAAAUAAUGGAACAGUUAUCAGCGUUUUGUGAUGUUGAGUCGCGGCAACCCGCCCCACGAUCAUCGCGUCCUGUGAGUUGGCAUCCGGUUUCAUAUGGCCAGCAACCCUAUGUUCAGGCGCAACAGUCCGCGUAUGCCUUGACCACAAGCCACUUGCCUACCGAUCACCAAGACUUGCACGGGAACUAUGCUCAUUAUUCUCCAAUGAUGGCUUCAACUUCAUGCGGUACAUCUCCGCUGGCAUUCUCCCAUCUCCCUCUCCCAUAUCAAUCUACCGACAACAUGUCCUACAAUCCUUACCAGGGAACGAACAUGUCGCAUCACUCCCCCGCUGCUUCUAUGGUCUUGCCAGGUCGUCAACUGCCUGUUAUUUCUGCACCCGUCGAGGCCACAGACAGCAAUGGAUGGGACUGGAAUACUUUUAUCAUGCAUGGCAUUGGCUCGACAACACCCCCCACCCCUGAGACUUUCCCACAAACCCAAUUAUCUCAGCCUGCAGUAUCAGAGGAUCCUCACUAUCAGGCUCUUGAAGACGCCGCGGAAGAAGAUGGCGAGAUUCUGGUUGGAAUGGGACUUUACGAUACUCCAGAGAAGUAUAACGAGGAUCCGCAGCUCAACAACUAUCGAUCUACUGUAUCAUCUUUACUUGGGUCAUCAUUCAGGAACCAUGAACCUCAAGGCAAGGGCCUGAAGCUCGAAGAGACAUGGGAACCUCCCAAAUCUGACGAAGAGGAUGAGGAAGAGGAUGAGGAUGACGACGAAGAUGAAGAUGAGGAGCAGUAAACCCGCUGCAUCUCGAAAUUUGUAACGGCACACAUGAAUAAUGACAUGAAUUUUGUAUCACUAUGGUGUUCACUGGUAGGCAGGAAAAGCCGGCUUUUGCUUCUUUUUGGGGACAGGGAAAACACAGGGUGACAAGGUCGGUGCAUCUGGAUCUCAGGAUAAGGAACAUGGGUGCAAGCGUUUGAAUUUACUAUAUGUAUAGAGUCUGGCUAUGGAUACCCCGUGCAA
This is a messenger RNA of Fusarium redolens, 1540 nucleotides long. RefSeq lists its product as uncharacterized. The coding region runs from base 266 to 1312 and encodes 348 amino acids. The record is from RefSeq and is a predicted model, not a curated record. Lineage: Eukaryota; Fungi; Ascomycota; Sordariomycetes; Hypocreales; Nectriaceae. The transcript has a single exon.